This is a messenger RNA of Caenorhabditis auriculariae, 857 nucleotides long. NCBI's taxonomy places the organism in Eukaryota, Metazoa, Nematoda, Chromadorea, Rhabditida, Rhabditidae. The record is from the annotation of a GenBank genome assembly.
AUGCAUCAAACGGCGCUGAUUUUCCUGAUCGCACCAUUAUUUCUCGCGGUUGCCGGGAUACCGCGCGGCGCUCCGCCAGAUUUCGUGGCCCAACUCAACAAUUCGGCAGCUCGGGCCGCUUAUAAGAAAAUCGUCAGUGAGAAGACGAUCACAGUCGCUGAAAUCGAUGAGCAACUGGACGUUUGGGCCAGAAAGUUUGGAGUUGAGGUGAGAAAAGACUCAGAAAAUGAGCAAAAAUAUUUUUCUUAACAUGCUUCAGUUGUAUUGGGAAUAUUGAUAAUGUGAUGAUUUUAUGAGCUUCCAGGAAUCCGAAAAAACGCAUUUUUGAAAAUCUUACAUUGGUUUUAUAUUUAAAAAAUCUUUUUGAAUGAUUUAGAAACUUUUCCAAAACCCCAGAAAAUUUUUAAGACAACUAGACUCUUUCAAGAAUAAAAAAAAGGAUUUCAACAUUCGCAAUUUUUGAAAAAAAAGUCUGGUCAAAUUGAUUUUCUAUUAAAUUUUUCUAGCUGAUUCAAUUUUCAAAAUAUUUUUCCAAACCCCUUUAGGAAAUCCUUUUCGAUUGCCGUUUGAAACAAAAAAUAGAAGAUCUAAAAAUGGACUAACUAACACCUUUCCAGGAUCAAUACAAAAAGUACAAGGCUGGAGUUGAACUUUCUCACAGCCAAAUGAGCGCCAACGUGACGUCGGUGUUGGAAAUGGUGCCGAAAGUGAACGAAAUGCUCAACGCCGUCUUUCUGGACAAGUCCAAGACUCCCGCGGAACGUCGGGCGGCCGUUCGGACCAUCAAGAAGCAGUAUCCCUUGGCGAGUCUUCGAAAAUUGGAUUUCAUGCAGAAAAAGCUCGCCAGAAUCAUAUAG